Molecule: messenger RNA, 369 nt
Organism: Cooperia oncophora
Lineage: Eukaryota; Metazoa; Nematoda; Chromadorea; Rhabditida; Trichostrongylidae
Source: the annotation of a GenBank genome assembly
AUGUCGUCUGGUCGGUGUUUUUCAUACGAGAAUCGCGUCAUACUGCUGAAUCGACUCUUCACCCUAGACGAACUAGCCACCAUAUCAUAUCUCUACUAUUUGACCGAAACCACGCCUCAUGCGAUGCGGAUCAUGCGCACGUUGUUGGUCGAGGAACUGCCGAGGCACAGGCUACAAGUUCCUGUGCCGUGCGGAAUCCUGCUGUCGCCUGAGGUGCCAUGGUACAUCUCCAGAUCAAUUGCUCGUCAUCGCUUUCUGAAUAUCACCUCCUUCACUACGGCACCCAAAGGCGGAGCAUUUGUUCACCUGCAGGACCCACAGACUUUUGCUGCCGAUGUUUUUCGAUUUGUGGAACGAAUAGUAAUGUGA